AUUGAUAGAGUUAGGAAACAGUUGAGAGACAUUCAAUAAUAUGGCACAAACACAACAACAUAAAUUGUAUCCUGCCCUAAAAAUCCCACUCAAACUACCAAUUACCAAUGCAAAUGCCAUUGCUUCCAUAAGUUGAAAAACUCUACAUAUCAUUACUACCCCACACACACACACACACUAAUACCACAUGUUCAACUUCAUGCCUUCUUCAUGAUACCUUAGCAUAUAUAUUACAUCCAAAAAUUACAUAUAGAAGUUGUUUUUAUUUUCUCUCUCCUAAUUAAAUAAGGUGGGUAGACUGAUGGGGGAUGAUGUCGCCCUAAGGCGGUGUUUGGUGUGGCUAGCAAUGGUGGUAAUAAUAGUGGGAUUUUACACUCAUUCAUUCAAGAAAAUGGUGGUAACUUAUUUCAUGGGACUUGCUGGUAUAGGUGGUGUGCUCUUGCCAGAUUGGGAUUUCUUUGAUAGGGAUUUUUCUGAAUGGACUCAACCUGUUUCUGUUGAUGAAAUUAAGCGAUCAGAUGUUCUUAGGCUCGGAUCUACAAGGUUUCGCUUCUAUCCGUUAAGGACAGUGAUAUACGCAGUAGUCUACGGCUUUGGUUUGUACAAGUGGUGGACGUAUGUAAGGCAAUAAUUCAAUAAAGAUCAAAUCACCAUAUGAUUAGAUUCACAUUUCAGUUUUCAGCUACCAAAUACUUGUUUGGAUUAAUUGAUUUUGAUGAUUCUUAUUACAUAUUAAUAAUACUCUGAAAAAUGCAAUAUUGUUGAUUUGAUUA
Beta vulgaris subsp. vulgaris (sugar beet) is the source of this 773-nucleotide messenger RNA. Its product is annotated as signal peptidase complex-like protein DTM1. Gene Ontology annotation, biological process: anther wall tapetum development. Gene Ontology annotation, cellular component: signal peptidase complex; endoplasmic reticulum membrane. The coding region runs from base 302 to 631 and encodes 109 amino acids. NCBI's taxonomy places the organism in Eukaryota, Viridiplantae, Streptophyta, Magnoliopsida, Caryophyllales, Amaranthaceae. The transcript has 2 exons. The record is from RefSeq and is a predicted model, not a curated record.